GCUCUGGCUGGCGCUGUGCUACCGAGACAUCAUGGCUGACAAGGAGGGGGUGACGCUGUCGCUGGAGGAGGAGGAGGAGGAUGCCGACGCGGCCCUGGCGUACAAGACGCCGGAGAAGAAGAGCCUGCGGGAGAUCCAGGAGCUGGACCCAGGGGAUGAGAGCCUGCGGAAGUACAAGCAGGCGCUGCUGGGUGCCAUCCCUGCCGCCGUGGAUGCCAGUGUGCCCAACGUGCAGGUGACAAGGCUGACUCUGAUGUGUGAGCAGGCGCCAGGGCCCAUCACCAUGGACCUGACAGGAGACCUGGAGGGGCUGCAGGGCAGGGCCUUUGUGCUGAAGGAAGGGGUGGACUACAGGGUGAAGGUGUCCUUCAAGGUGAACAGGGAGAUCGUCUGCGGGCUGCGGUGCCUGCACCUCACCUACCGCCGGGGCCGGCCCGUGGAUCGCGACGUCUUCAUGGUGGGCAGCUACGCGCCGCGGGCCGAGGAGUACGAGGUGGUGACGCCGGCGGAGGAGGCGCCGCGGGGAUGGCUGGCACGGGGCUCCUACCGCGUCCGCUCCCUCGUCACCGACGACGACAAGACGGAGCACCUCUCCUGGGAGUGGGGGCUCUGCAUAAAGAAGGACUGGGAGGACUGACCCCCACCCCUCCGCACCCCGGUUCUUCCCGCCAGCUCGGGGACGCGGUGCCGCCAUCCCGGGGACCCCUCGCCGGCACCGCCGCGCUUGCCCCAGUCGCGUGAAGGGUUGAGGGGGGUCCCUUAGCGAGUGGGCGCCCGUGGUCGUGGUCUUCGCAACCAAAGUUAUUUUUAAUUGCUCUUUUUUUUUAAAUCUCAAAGCCCGCCUGGUCCUCACGGCGUCCCCAUUGCUGGGGCCGGGGCUGUGACCCCGCCGUGGUGGUGCCGUGCCCGGUACCCGCCCGGUCGCAGGCUGUGCUCUUCCAUCGCCAUUAAACCCUACAGACUGGUCUCUUA
Molecule: messenger RNA, 972 nt
Organism: Corapipo altera (White-ruffed manakin)
Lineage: Eukaryota; Metazoa; Chordata; Aves; Passeriformes; Pipridae
Gene: ARHGDIG
Product: Rho GDP dissociation inhibitor gamma
Exons: 6
Coding region: 32-637 (201 amino acids)
Biological process (GO): Rho protein signal transduction
Cellular component (GO): membrane; cytoplasm; cytosol
Molecular function (GO): Rho GDP-dissociation inhibitor activity; protein binding
Source: RefSeq, a predicted model, not a curated record